AUGGCUCCCCCUCCGCCCGCCAAUGUCCCUCUGACCCAGAGGCUCCUGCUUCUCGCCCAGACCCUGCAAUUUGCUUGGUUUGCCGGAUAUGGCCUUUCCUAUUUCACCUUCAACUACUACAGCCGAGUCGCCCGCUUUAGCUAUCGCCUCACUUUCCUCUCUGCCGCCCUGACGUACGGUAUCGUCGUCUACAAGACGCUCAGGGCCCGCAGCAAGGCCGGGGCAAAGGCGCCCACCAGCCCUCUGGCUCUGGCUGCUGAUGAGAACGUUCAGUACCUGGUCAUGUCCCUCGUCUGGCUUCUGUCUCCGCAGUACCCCCUGGCGAUGCUCCCUUACGCCAUUUACUCGGUCUUCCACGUCGCGACCUACACACGCGCCAAUGUGAUCCCCACCAUCACCCCUCCCAAGCCCAUCGAGCCUGCUACUGGUGCCUCUCCCAGCGGCAAGCCCCAGUACGCGCACAACCCGAUCGCCGACAGAAUUGGCGCUUUCGUCAAGGAGUACUACGACGCCUCCAUGUCUGUGGUGUCCUCGCUCGAGAUCUCUCUUUGGGUUCGCCUCCUGGUCUCCGCCAUCACCUUCCAGCGCCGCUCCUGGAUCUUGAUUGCCAUCUACACAGCAUUCCUUCGUGCGCGCUUCUCCCAGAGCACCCACGUUCAAAACUCGCUUGCUGUCUUCGAGUCCCGCGUUGACUCGGCCGUCGGCAACCAGGGAACCCCUCCCGCUGCUCGCCAGGCCUGGGAGACGGUCAAGGGAGGCGCGCGCCAGUUCUACGCCUACACCGACCCCAACCGGUACAUUGGUGGUGCCUCUGUCCCCAAGAAGACCUCGUAA
This is a messenger RNA of Colletotrichum higginsianum IMI 349063, 834 nucleotides long. RefSeq names its product Endoplasmic reticulum protein. Lineage: Eukaryota; Fungi; Ascomycota; Sordariomycetes; Glomerellales; Glomerellaceae. Gene Ontology annotation, biological process: membrane organization; endoplasmic reticulum tubular network organization. The record is from RefSeq and is a predicted model, not a curated record. Gene Ontology annotation, cellular component: membrane; endoplasmic reticulum. The transcript is spliced from 4 exons. Bases 1 to 834 code for a protein of 277 amino acids.